CUGAGAGACACCUCCUCUCUUCUUUCGCUCCGCUCGUUCAAGCGGAGAUCUGGACUGUUUCUCGUCAAUACGUUAUUGUACGAAACGCCACAGUAUAUGCAGAGAAAAGCGUGCGUUCGGACCGAAACUGUGGAUGCCUUUUUGAGGGUGCACAUCGACCAAUGUUCUUUUUGCAGAUAAGGCGUAUAGCCACCCAUUUUUAAUUUUCCCUUGGGUGCGUUGGCCUGAAUUAAGCAGCACAAUGGAUCUUUCAUUUAUGGCUGCGCAGAUCCCGGUCAUGACGGGCGCCUUCAUGGACUCACCCAAUGACGACUACAGCGCCGACCACUCGCUCUUCAACUCCUCGGCCAGCGUGCACGCCGCCGCGGUGACGGCCCAGGGCCAGCAGGACGAGCAGCAGCCCAUGUCCAGCGACGCCAUCUGGCUGUGGAUUGCCAUCAUUGCCACGAUCGGGAACAUCGUGGUCGUGGGUGUGGUGUACGCUUUCACCUUCUGAUUCCCUGCUGCUGAGGAUUGCCUUCAAACUCUGCUUCAGACACUGGAGGCCAGCGCUGAUGCACGGCAUUAAAGGCAGAG
Molecule: messenger RNA, 576 nt
Organism: Megalops cyprinoides (Indo-Pacific tarpon)
Lineage: Eukaryota; Metazoa; Chordata; Actinopteri; Elopiformes; Megalopidae
Exons: 2
Coding region: 242-496 (84 amino acids)
Source: RefSeq, a predicted model, not a curated record